This is a messenger RNA of Ilex paraguariensis (yerba mate), 1718 nucleotides long. Lineage: Eukaryota; Viridiplantae; Streptophyta; Magnoliopsida; Aquifoliales; Aquifoliaceae. The record is from the annotation of a GenBank genome assembly.
CCUCCCUCCCUUCUUAACCUCCUCUUCUAUUGCUGACAAUUUGAACAUAGUGUUCUAUACAAACUUCGCCUUUUGCCAGCUUUGCAAGUAGAUUGCACUCCACAUGGGAAGACAUUCUUGCUGCUACAAGCAGAAGCUCAGGAAAGGCCUGUGGUCUCCUGAGGAAGAUGAGAAACUUAUGAAGCAUAUAACUAAGUAUGGACAUGGGUGUUGGAGCUCAGUUCCUAAACUAGCAGGGUUGCAAAGGUGUGGGAAGAGCUGCAGAUUGAGGUGGAUCAAUUACUUGAGGCCUGAUUUAAAGAGAGGGACAUUCUCACAGGAAGAAGAGAAUUUGAUAAUUGAACUGCAUUCGGUACUAGGCAAUAGGUAAAAAAAACAAAAGGCAGCUUAGUACACGAGUCGAUUAUAUUCUGUACCUGUACCACCACUUUACAUUCGUGUUCUUUGUUUGGUGGUCUUAUUAAUAUGUUUUUUCUUUCUUUCUUUUGCUUGAUCAGAUGGUCUCAAAUUUCUGCUCAAUUACCAGGAAGAACCGACAAUGAGAUAAAGAAUCUUUGGAACUCUUCCAUUAAGAAAAAACUAAGGCAGAGGGGCAUUGAUCCCAACACUCACAAACCGAUCUCCGAGGUGGAUCAGAAUGAAGAGAGGGCCUCAGCAGCUACCAAAAGCAACGAGAAAUCAUCUGAAGCAUACAAUGAAUUGAACUUUGUUGAGGCUGAGAAUUGUAGCUAUGGAAGAGCAGUUGAGAAGCCAAAGCCACCAUCUUCAUUGGCUGUGGACUGCCACCGACUAAUUGAAAACAGCUGCAACAAUUUGAUAACAUCCGCACCUUCAACUCAUGAAUUCUUCCUGAAUAAGUUUGUUUCCUCCAUUGAAAGCUCCACAACCAGUUCUAAGCCUUCGGAUUUCCCGGGUUAUCUCUCUUUUCAGCAGCAAAAUUAUCAUCCCAAUAUCGGAUUGUCGAUGAACCCCAAUUCCACUGUCUUCUUCAAUCCAAAUUCCAAGUCUUCUGAGAUGAUUUCUGAAUUAAAUUCUUGUUCAAACCUCGCCGCUCCAACACGUAUCAGGCCUUCCAUUAGACUUCCAUCUGAUAAUAAUCCUCCAAUAGGCUCUUUUCAUGUCAACAGAGUCCAGAAUUGGGAUAUUUGUACACUCAGCAACAAUGGCAGCACCAGCAAUGGAAGCAACAGCAGUGCAGAACUGCAAAGCAAUUGUUCUUUUUUUGAAAACAAUGCGUUUUCAUGGGAAAAUUGUGGAAAAUCUGAGAAAGAAGGCCAAAAUCAAUCUUUGGGAGGUGACCCAGAAGAAAUUAAAUGGUCUGAAUAUCUGCAGACCCCAUUUUUACUUGGGACUGCAAUUCAGAACCAAACUGCUCAAGAUAUAUAUGAUGAGACUAAACCCAAACCCGAAACGCACUUCAGAACAGAUGGUUUGCCAAAUUCAAGUACUACUUGGCAUCAGAAUCAGCAGCAACAAUCUUUGCAAAGCACAGAUUUAUAUAAUAAGCAUUUCCAGAGACUUUCUGCAACUUUUGGACAAUUUUCUUAGCCUGGUUUCAUCAGGUGGAGCCUCUGAUUCUACAGGUGUGUGUUAUAAAGUUUCCUUGUUAUUUGUAAAUAGGCCUGAUACAAAGUUUCUCAGCUUUUCAAUUCCAGAUAUUUGCAAAAUGAGAGUUUGCUUUUCUUCAUUCUUUGUGUAUGGCUGUGGUAGGAAUAGGG